UAAUAUAAUAAUUAAUUAGUAAAACAGUUAGCGACGCAAAAAUAUAAUGUAAUUCUAACGUAAUAUGUAAUUAUGAAAGUAAUUAUCGGUGAAUCUCUGGUGCCAUACAUGUUGUCUAUCGGAUAACACAAUGAAUGGACAAAGUUUUGUGCUAAUAAUGACAAUUCAAUUUUGUUUAAUAUAUGAAUACAAUGUUUCGCAACACAACACCAACGAUGAAGAGGUGGUCGGCGUUAAAGAUAUCAAUAAUAACAACAAUAGGAGUAACUGUUCGUACUUUUACGAAGAGGUGGUUUGCGAUUGCGAUGAAACAGCUCUAGAGCUCAAGUGCUAUAACAUCGAGGCGUCCGACGACUUGAUUUUUGCAUUCAAUCACGUGUUAAAUGUGACCAAAAAUUAUUACUGGACUCUAUUGGAAGUGCAUUGCAUUAAUCCGUUUGAUUCGGUCACCAAAACAUAUCAUAUAAGCGCCGAUAUCUUCACAAAUGGACCAAAGUUUGAGCGAAUAGUGUUUGUCGGCGACUGUAGUAAAGCUAAACAUUACGAUAAUCUGUUGGCCACAGACAGAGACACUGAGAGUGUGUUUAUGACCAAAAACACGGUCCGAAUGGCCACCACUUGUAAUCUGUUUCAAACUAAACUCGAAAGGCUUCAGGAAUUGACAAUUACUGACUCUCUGAUGGCCGGAGAUAUGAUUUCGGCCACAUUUUCCACCAAAUGCUUAGGCCAAUACGGGACGAGGAAUGAGGCGCUUCCUAUGGCACGGUUACGGAUAGUGGCGUGUAAUCUAACCUUGAUAGAAAGCGGAGCGUUUUUCAAUCUGGCUGAAUUGCAAGCAAUUGAUUUAAGCGACAAUCAAUUGACACAUCUCUCCCGUCAGGCGUUUGCCUCGCAUUUGUAUAAAUUGCGUUCAUUUGUGUUGCGAAACAAUCGACUGACGGCACUGUCGACGGACUUCUUCGACAAACUGCCACAACUGCGAGCGCUCGACCUCUCAGGCAAUCUGUUGACGGCGUUGCCAUUCGUGGCCAGACAACCGCGGGGAGUCCAGUAG
Medioppia subpectinata is the source of this 1054-nucleotide messenger RNA. The record is from the annotation of a GenBank genome assembly. NCBI's taxonomy places the organism in Eukaryota, Metazoa, Arthropoda, Arachnida, Sarcoptiformes, Oppiidae.